UGCCGCCGACCACAACAGCUCCUCACCCUCUCAUGAUUGCGAUAUCGAGGGUUGUACAUGUACGAUUGCAAUUGCCCUUGUGUCGACCACUAGCCUUCUGUUCUUUCCUAUUGUUCCAUUGCUCGGGCUGCGCUUGAUUGUGACGCAAUGCGUCGGUUCGGCAUCGUUGCUACGGCGCUUCUGGCAGGCGUCGCGGACGCUUCGACACUCACCCCGCCUGUCCUUCCUCUGAUCGUGAGGAACCCGUAUCUGAGUACUUGGCUCGGGAACGCGCGGGAAGAGCCAUGGCACAAGUGGCCUAUGUUUUGGACUGGUAGCGAGGUCGGAUUUGGCGUCCUUGCUUCCCUCCCCGACACGAGCCAAGUAUUCCCGCUGCUGGGCCGGCCCCACGACUCCCUGGAUGAAGACGAGACACAAUACAGCAUCUCCUUCCCCAUAUACAAAGGCGCAAAGUAUGACGCUUCGACAACAAACCUCACGUAUGCCCUCCCAGCGCCGGAGAAGUUCCCGGACGCCGACGACCUCGAGAUUACACUCUCCUUCCUCUCCCCCAUUACACCGACCUCGACUCUGCGGCAGUCGAUUCCCGCGACAUACCUUACAGUAUAUGCGGAAGGCAGCUUCGAUGUUGACAUCUACAUUGACGUCAACGGACAAUGGGUUAGCGGAAAGCGCGAGAGCCUCAUCCAAUGGGGCCUAACGCAGCAGGGAGCUGUUGGAAUACCAAAGGGGCUCAAGACCUGGAAAGUCAAGCGCCAGGUCGAGCAGGUCUUUACGGAGUCCUGGGACCAGCCUGAGUGGGGGCAGCUGCACUUCACGGGCCCUGAGGACGUCCGCCAUGAAUGUGGUACCUCGGCUCUGCUUCGCCAGCGAUUCGCUCGGACCGGAACACUGCAGAAUGAGAUCGAUGAGUCGUUCCGCGGCAUCAUGGAUGAGGAGCCUGUCUUUGCCUUCUCCAAGUCCUUCAAGCUGGAGAAGACAGCACCUAAGACCGCUUCGAAGAGUAGCAGUGUCCUGUUCACCAUUACCCAUAUCCAAAAUCCGGUCACUCAGUAUGCGUCUGCUCGAGGCCUGACAUUCAUGCGCCCACUGUGGAAGUCCUGGUUUCCCACCGAUGACAAGCUCAUUCAGUUCCACUACGGCGACUUCGAAAAUGCAAAUAUUUUGGCUUCCAACUACUCCGAGCAGCUACGCCUCGACGCAUACAAGUCAGGCUCCGACAACUAUGUCGAUAUAGUGGCCCUGUCUGCACGCCAGGCAAUGGGUGCUACAAGCUUCUCGGGCACUCCGGAAAGUCCGCUCUUGUUCCUGAAGGAGAUUUCUUCGAACGGAAACUGUCAGACCGUCGACGUGAUAUUCCCAGCAUUCCCCUUCUUCCUCUACACCAACCCGAGGUGGGCCGCCUACCUUCUGGAGCCCUUGAUCGAACACCAGCUCAGCGGGCAGUAUCCGAACAAAUAUUCGAUGCACGAUCUUGGCGCCCAUUUCCCCAACCUCACCGGGCACGCGGACGGAAGGGACGAAUACAUGCCCGUUGAGGAGUGUGGAGACAUGCUCAUCAUGGGCCUUGCGCUCGUGAAUUCGAUGACGUACGACUCCGAUGAGGAGGCACAGUCGAUCUGGUCGACGGUGGGAGACAAGACCGAAUUUACCGCGCAAAACAAGAAGCCAUUCGCGUUGACAAACCUGGGUACGCAGGACGGUAUUGCAUACAUCGAUGACUCCUGGGGCGGCGGUGCGAAAGGGGUGAAUCAAGCGAAGAAGUGGCUGGAAGGGAGCUAUGACCUGUGGAAACAAUGGACGGGCUAUCUCGUCGAGGACGCUCUAUGGCCUCACAAUCAGCUCUGUACCGAUGACUUCGCCGGCUGGCUUGCGCUGCAGACGAACCUCGCCCUUAAAGGCAUUGUCGGCAUUAAGGCUUUUAGCGAGCUCGCGGACCUGCUCGACCGCUCCGGCGACGCAAAGCACUAUCGAAACAUAUCCGAGGACUACAUCAAGAAAUGGCAGGAAUACGGUAUCUCGCGCGAUGGCUCUCACGCCAAACUCGCAUACGACUGGUACGGCAGUUGGACGACGCUCUACUCGCUUUAUGCCGAUGCGCUUCUCUGCUUCCACCCAUCCAUCACAAAUGCAUCAUCCGAACAACCGCCCUCCGCCUUCUUGUCCAGCGAUCAUGAGCACCAGAAGCCUCUUAAGCCCAUUGACCCCAACAGCGGCCGCACACCUGUAACGGAAGACUUCAUCCCAUCGCAUAUUUACAAGAUCCAAUCGUCUUGGUACUCCGCUGUGAUGCAGAAAUAUGGAUUGCCUCUCGACUCGCGCCACCUAUACGCCAAGUCCGACUGGGAAUUCGAAGCCGCCGCUGUGGCGUCCAAGAAAGUGCGCAGCGAGAUUCUGGACCGUGUGGCACUGUGGCUGAACGAGACGGUCUCGGAUCGCGCGUUCACUGACUUGUAUAAGACGGAGGGCGAUGGUGGAUUCCCGGGCCCGAAUUUCUUUGCCCGACCGGUGGUGGGAGGGCAUUUUGCGUUCCUGACUAUUGAGAGGGCUUGUGGAGGGAAGGCAAUGGAGGGCUUGAAGUUCUUGGAAGAGCAGGAUUAGCCGUGGUGGAAGAGGUAACCGUGGUGGACGAGGGAUCACAUGCAUGGGACGUCCAGGGGGAUGAGCGUUGGGAAGUUGGGGAGGAAAUUUUACGCGUACCUCGCCGUGGUACUUGGUCGAUGGUAGCAAAAGGUCGGUACAGCCUAUGGCA
This is a messenger RNA of Trematosphaeria pertusa, 2752 nucleotides long. RefSeq names its product glutaminase A. The record is from RefSeq and is a predicted model, not a curated record. Bases 148 to 2601 code for a protein of 817 amino acids. Lineage: Eukaryota; Fungi; Ascomycota; Dothideomycetes; Pleosporales; Trematosphaeriaceae. The transcript is spliced from 4 exons.